GGGAUGAGUGAGAACCAAGAUGAAUGCGAGGGCAAUCGCAGUGAUCAUCCUCUGUCAGGCGAUCGCAUUUGUGAUCACUCAAGGCGUCACGAGUGACGAUCAAGUUUAUGCUUCUGGGAUUGUCGAUGGAGCUACUGGAGAGCUAUCGUUCGAUUUGAUCAAACCACCAGGAGCUCGAAAGUUACUAGCUGCGUUUGUCAAUGACUACAACAGCCCUGCAUCGAAUUCACGGAAUAAGCCCAAGAGCAACCCCAAAAGAAGGAACUAGAGAGGGAAGGAAGGAGAAAACUCCAUCCAAAACUUCAUGAAAAUUCUUUAAAUUUGUAGCAACCAUCUCUACCACUCUUUAGGAUCGAUCAAUCACUCCUUGCCACUGCCGCGCCGUCGGUACGCUUCCUCAUACUCCUUGGCUCGAUCCAUUGUGCUUCUAAACAGCUUCUCGAUGUUUGGGACAUCGUAGUUCUGGGCAAUGUAAAUCCCCACCAGUGUGCCCGCCGUGAAUGAAAAGGAGGCCCUGAAAAUCCCCAGCAUCCUCGCUCGAUCGAUCAACCUUGCCCUGUGCCCUAGCUACAGGAAGAACGCCAUUGCUCGUCUUCCUCCUCACGAGCCCUAAAGUACUUAGCAUUCGACUUGCCUUGGAAGAAAAGGUACCAUUAGAGUAGGGUUUAGAGAAGAGUCCGCGUGUUGACUAGUGGGGAAGAGUUUGGUCGAAGGCGGUGCCGCUCAAAGAGCCGCAUUUCAGGGCUGGCUUCGCGAAAUAUCGAUCGAUCGCCUUCAAGAUCGCUGUAUUCCCGAUCCGAUCGAGCACUCUCCAGCGCCUAGAUUUUCGCCAGAGCUUCAGGGAUCGUCACUCGAUUUGAAAUUUCGAGCUCGUCACGAUGCUGGCUCACAAGUCUAUUCCCUCGCCAUCACAUAACCUGAGCUGCGAGCCACUCUUUGAUACGUCGCCAAAGCACAUUCGACUUGGAUCGAACUAUCAUUUGCAGCGGAGGUGUGGGCUGUCAAGCGGGCCAAAGCAGACAUUAGCCCUUUCUCGGCGAUCGAUAGAAGUUUGUUGCUCGAGUACCAGCAGUCCCGGAGUGCUUACUUCGGAGCAAGCAAGUGUUUACAACGAACCAGGAGACAAGCUAGGCGUGUUGCUGCUAAAUCUUGGUGGUCCAGAUAAGCUUGAGGAUGUUCAGCCGUUUCUUUACAACCUCUUUGCUGAUCCGGACAUUAUUCGACUGCCUCGACUUUUCCGUUUCCUGCAAAAGCCGCUUGCUCGACUUAUCUCAACACUGAGGGCGCCUAAAAGCAGUGAAGGUUAUGCUGCUAUUGGUGGAGGCUCGCCCUUGAGAAAAAUCACGGACGAGCAGGCUGCUGCUCUUGCAAAAGAAUUGGAACGGAAGGGAUUGCCAGCUAAAAUCUACGUUGGAAUGCGGUACUGGUAUCCUUUCACAGAAGAAGCUAUAGAUAAGGUCAAAGCCGAUGGGAUCAACAGGCUUGUAAUUUUACCUUUAUAUCCACAAUUCUCAAUCUCCACCAGUGGUUCUAGCCUUCGCUUGCUAGAAAGCAUUUUCAGGCGAGACGAAUACCUUUUGAACAUGAAGCACACUGUGAUCCCUUCGUGGUAUCAUCGUAAGGGAUACGUGAAGUCCAUGUCAAACUUAAUCAAGAAUGAACUUUUGAAGUUCGAGAAGCCUGAAGAGGCACAUAUCUUCUUUAGUGCACACGGUGUGCCAGUCUCUUACGUGGAGAAAGCGGGAGAUCCCUACAAGGACGAAAUGGAGGAAUGCGUUGACUUCAUUAUGAAAGAUUUACGACAGGAAGGUGUCAUUUGCGAGCACACGCUUGCAUAUCAGAGCCGAGUUGGACCUGUAGAAUGGCUAAGACCAUACACAGAUCAGACCAUCAAAGAUCUGGGAGAAAGAGGCAUAAAAAGUCUUUUAGUUGUGCCAAUCAGUUUUGUCAGCGAGCACAUAGAAACGCUUGAGGAGAUGGACAUGGAGUAUAGGGAGCUAGCUGAAGAAUCCGGUAUUACGAAUUGGCGGCGUGUACCUGCACUCGGAUGCGAACCAACGUUUAUUGCUGACUUAGCUGAUGCCGUUAUUGAGUCUCUUCCGUUUGUUGGGCCUUUGAGUGCUCACCAGGUCUGUUCUUGAAGGCUUGUUCGUUGUAAACAGUGAGGACCAGUUACUGA
Molecule: messenger RNA, 2179 nt
Organism: Selaginella moellendorffii
Lineage: Eukaryota; Viridiplantae; Streptophyta; Lycopodiopsida; Selaginellales; Selaginellaceae
Product: ferrochelatase-2, chloroplastic
Exons: 11
Coding region: 879-2141 (420 amino acids)
Biological process (GO): heme biosynthetic process
Molecular function (GO): protoporphyrin ferrochelatase activity
Source: RefSeq, a predicted model, not a curated record